Oreochromis niloticus (Nile tilapia) is the source of this 2292-nucleotide messenger RNA. It is a transcript of the gene irx1a, whose product is annotated as iroquois homeobox 1a. The record is from RefSeq and is a predicted model, not a curated record. Gene Ontology annotation, molecular function: RNA polymerase II cis-regulatory region sequence-specific DNA binding; DNA-binding transcription factor activity, RNA polymerase II-specific. Bases 357 to 1844 code for a protein of 495 amino acids. Gene Ontology annotation, cellular component: nucleus. Gene Ontology annotation, biological process: regulation of transcription by RNA polymerase II; cell development; neuron differentiation. NCBI's taxonomy places the organism in Eukaryota, Metazoa, Chordata, Actinopteri, Cichliformes, Cichlidae. The transcript is spliced from 4 exons.
GAGGAGCUUGCAGGCUCAAGUAGAGGACGCCAAUCAAAGCAUCAACUUCAAAUUGUAUCUGAGAGAUCAGCCUGGAGACCUCAGGGCCAGGCGCGUCAGUCGGAGCGCAAUUGUUGAUCAGAUCACAUCCAGCGGACUUUGCGCGAGAAAAGAGAGGAAGCAGAGAUUUAAGAGCGGUUUGUUUUGACUGCAUACCGUUGUAUGUCGGUAGUAGCUGCGACUUUGGCUUAAACACUUUCUCUUUACUCAUCCGGGUUUUUUCUUUUUUUUUCUUUUUUCUUUUUCUUUUUUCUUUUUUGUGCCUCGCAUACUUUUUUUACGCACAGUUUAUCGGACAAAAGAACUGUGCGGUGGAGAUGUCUUUCCCCCAGCUAGGGUACCCGCAGUACUUAAGUGCCUCCCAAGCGGUUUACGGGAGCGAAAGACCGGGAGUGCUUACGCCUUCGUCCCGGGGAGGGAGCACCGAAAUCGGGGGAAGUCCGUCAGCCACUGCAGCGGCUGUCACGUCAGUCUUGGGCAUGUACGCCAACCCGUACGCACACAACUACAGCGCUUUCUUACCGUACACCAGCGCGGACUUGGCUCUUUUCUCACAAAUGGGAUCCCAGUACGAACUGAAGGACAGUCCUGGCGUCCACCCUGCCAGCUUUGCAGCCCACACAUCUCCUGCCUUCUAUCCAUACGGCCAGUUUCAGUACGGAGACCCUGCUAGGCCUAAAAAUGCCACCCGGGAGAGCACCAGCACAUUGAAAGCGUGGCUCAAUGAGCACAGGAAGAAUCCGUACCCGACCAAAGGGGAGAAGAUCAUGCUGGCUAUCAUUACCAAAAUGACGCUGACGCAAGUUUCCACCUGGUUCGCCAACGCCAGGAGGAGGCUCAAGAAGGAGAACAAGGUGACCUGGGGAAGCAGGAGCAAAGAGGACGAGGACGGUAACUUGUUGGGCAGUGGAGACGAAGCAGAAAAAAACGAAGACGAGGAAGAGAUCGACCUGGAGAGCAUAGAUAUAGACAAAAUCGACGACAACGACGGGGAUCAAAGCAACGAGGAUGAUGACGAUAAGUCAACGGAGGGCAGCAGGGACCGUAGGGGCGGCCUCAGUGCAACGGGAGAGUUGGACAACUUAGAGAAAAGACGGGCCUUCGCCCUACAGGCCCACGAGGCCUUUGAAAAAUCUAAGAACGCUAUUUCAAUUCACCCAGGGAGUAAGGAGAACUCUGAUAGCAGCAACAACAACACCACAAGAGUUUUGUCUCCGGACAGACCUGGGAGCUUUCCUCUCCCAUCCAACAAUAAGCCCAAAAUAUGGUCUUUAGCAGAGACCGCUACUAGUCCCGACAGCUCGUCACAGAAACCCACGUCCCCUUGCGGCACUGGGGCCACCACUCACCCCUCAGCGCCCCACCACCAGAUUCAGACCCACCCCGCCUUCCUCCCCAGUCACGGACUGUACACUUGCCAGAUUGGAAAGUUCCACAAUUGGACAAAUGGGGCUUUCUUGGGCCAGAAUUCCCUGCUGAAUGUUAGAUCGUUUCUGGGAGUAAACCAGCACCACCACCACCAGCACAACCAUCACUUGCCGGCCCAGCAGCAGCAGCAGCCGACAUCAGUGGUGGUGUCGCCGGUAGCAGCUUCAGCAGCGCUCACCAAUGACAGCAAAGCCCAACCAGAGAGCCACAGUCCGAAACACAUAGAUCACGAAAACGGUGUAAGGUCGGAUUCACCUCCAACACAGACCCUGAAGUCUUCUUUUCGACCCAUCCAUGACAGAUCCUCUCUGCCUUCCAGCGCCAGGAGUCCACAAGACGCCACGCAACGGGUCCUCACUGCACUCUCCUCGGCUUGAUCAAGACAUUUUUUUUUUUUGCUUGAAAAAAAAAUCAAAUAGAAAAAAAAAAACAAAGACUUUACGCUCUCUAAAAAGGACAAUGAGAAAUAAUAAUGCAGCAUAGCAUUCAGACGGUACAGAACAAAUGGCGUAAUUUGGUAAUAUCCUGUGGAUGGAUGGAUUACUUCCUCUAUUGUUGUGUAGCUUAUAAUCGCGCCUAUAAUGUUACUCUCUCUCUCUCCACUUUGCCCAGGCAGGCUGGGACAUUUUGGUAGGCUGUUUACUUUAUUAUUAUUAUAAUUAUUGUUAUUAUAAUUAUUAUUUGUCACUAUCUUGUGUUUUUUGGUGUCCUUUCUUUAAUGUAAAUACAAGUGAUUUAAAUUUGUAAAUAGGAAAUGUUGAAGGAAUUUGUCCAGAUCGUAUAUUUUGCCUAAAUAAACUAAAUGAAAUUAUAGAGAAAACCCAA